AUGCAGUCCUCACCCCUGGCCGGUAACAGGACCAAUGACGAUACCGCUCGGGAAACCACUUGGUACGGCGUCUGCUUGACCGUCUGGAACCACGCAGAUCCGGAACGCGCUAGGCGCCUGAGUCUCGUCAAGAAGAAGCUGAACACAUCGGCGCAAGACAUCCUCGCUGCGGACGAAUCGACCUUGAUGGCGGGGACGUCCUCGAUCUCUCUCGCGGCUCCGGCUCAACGAAACUCUCGCGCUUCCGACGGGAUCAACAUGAGACGUCGCGUUUCUGGUAACAAGAGCGGAUCCGAGACCGAACCUACUUGGACCGAUUCCGAAUACGAAGGAGCGAGAAAUCCUCGACAGGCAUUGAGGGGCUCUUUCUUGAGCCAGUCAUUGGUUUUCAGUGACGCAGAUGGAGAACUCGCCGAUGCAUUCCAGGCGGAAGCAGACGGCAUGUUCUGGAUUCCGUAUUCCUUGACAUUGGUAUCCAAAUACCCCAUUUACGAUUGUAUGAUCGAUUAUCUCAAGCUUUCGUGGGCAAGGUUCUCCAAGAACGUGAAAGCUCAUUCCAUGCAAAUCUCCCGCAUUCUCAACUACCCUACUCCAAGAGCUGGAGACGCAAUCAAGCUGCUAGCUGGCUCGCCUGGCAAUACUCACGUCGAAAUCAACGCGGACAUGCCUGGUUCGGUGGACCUUCGCACCGGUCUCGUCCACGUCAACUAUCGGCUAUGGCCCUUGUGGCAGAUGUUAAGCGUUGACAACAUCUUGACGAUCUUGGAUGUGGCGCUGUCCAAUCCUGGCAGAGUUGUCUUCGUAUCCAGGUACCCGGAAGCUCUGGGUCUGGCGGUCAAAGACCUUACAUACGUCGCCGAGCUUAGAGGUUGGCGCGGACUUUCUUUGCCACUGCUUCACGCUCGGGAUGUCACAGUGUUGGUCGAGGGUGAUAGCCCUCGCAUACAGGGCAUCAAUGCCGAGUGCCGCGGCAUGGUUGACUUUAUGCCGGAUAUGCUCGUGGUCGACCUGGACAAUAACCAUCUUUCCAACCCUACUCUGCCGCCUGGAGUCAUCUCACCUCGAGUUAUACGUGAUAAGAUGAGGCAGCGCAUCUUGAGCUGCUUCGGAUCUUUCUACGUUGCGGACCAUUCGGUUCCCAGCGAGCUGAAACUCUCCUAUCCUGGCGGCAAGGUGCGAGCCAGUUGCGGGAAUGCGCUAGGUUACGCGAAUCCUGCGUUCCUCGGUGAUGCGCUCCGAGCUCCCGCCUGGUGGAAGACUACCGACAUCAUGAGCACGCUCAACCAAAUCCUCGCAGAGAAGUCGAAGAAGCCUACCUUCAUUCAGCGCCUGAUCAAGGGCAGCCCAGCUCGCCAAAGUCGCCCUACCGUGGCAGAAGAACUCGCUCGCAAGGCCAUGAGGAACAGAGCUCUUCACUAUGUUCAAGCUCGAGACGAUUUCGAGCAGAAAGUGGCCCGCAUCAAUAAGCGCUUGAUUCACCUGAUUCGAGAGGGCGAAGCGUGGAAGAAGCGUUUCGAAAAGUUUGAGCGGUAUGCUGAUCGCCUCGGGGCGGAAGCGGCCGAACUCAAAGCGAGGAUCGAAGCCGAAAAGAAGGAAGCCAAGCGUCUCAGUGGGGUCGUCAAUCAGACCAAAGAACGUAAUACCGCGCUCUACGAUGAACUCAAAAAGACCGAGAACGCCAAGGAAGAGGCCAUGAAACAACUAUCGGACAUGCAUAUAUCUAUCCAGGAGCUAGAGAAAGAGCGAGACGAGGUCAUGAACGCUAUCGAGCUUCAGAUCGAGAACGUCAUGGUCAACAUCCUGGAUGACAGGUCUGACAUGGCUUCUGUUACCGACGGCCUUCGUACUCCCACUGCUAUCGCCUACGAACCUGGGCACUCUCCAUCCGCUUGGAAGGGUACUGGCGAUCAUCGCGCUAAGCGGAGCACCAUGGUGACCUUUUCGUCCAACGAUGGACAACCUGUACGAGUUCCGUCUAUUCUUCAGGGGGAUGGUGCUUCCGCUCGAGAUAUCAAGAAAAGGAGGUCUUCGGUAACUACUGCCAAUAGCUCGACCAGGGACCCUCUGCGACAGCUCGAUCAGCGAUUGACGAUCAAGAGCGAAAAGAUGGCCGAGAAGAUGGCGAGCAUUCAGCGCAAGGUGAGCGGCGCGUGUGGCAAAUUGAGUAGCAGAAACCCAGAACACUGA
Filobasidium floriforme is the source of this 2187-nucleotide messenger RNA. RefSeq lists its product as uncharacterized. The transcript has 12 exons. The record is from RefSeq and is a predicted model, not a curated record. Lineage: Eukaryota; Fungi; Basidiomycota; Tremellomycetes; Filobasidiales; Filobasidiaceae. Gene Ontology annotation, cellular component: cytoplasmic vesicle. Bases 1 to 2187 code for a protein of 728 amino acids. Gene Ontology annotation, biological process: regulation of Rab protein signal transduction.